ACCUCAACCCAAAGUGCAUCCGUACGGCUUCUUCUUCCUCUAUUUUCUCCUUCGACGGUAAUUUGGAUUUUGCCGAGUUUGUAUCUGGAAUAAAAACAAGUCCCCCAAAAUGCUAUGCCAGAAUGCUUUCGCUGUUUAUUACAACACUGCAGCACCAUUGACCAGAAGGCUCGUGUCAACGCUUGCUUCUCGCAAUCUGUUCAUUGGAGGCCUUUCAUAUGAUACCAAUGAAACUAUUCUGAAGGACGCUUUUAUGAAGCACGGAGAAUUGAUUGAAGUGAAGGUAAUAUGUGACCAUAAAAGUGGGAAAUCCAAGGGCUACGGUUUUGUGAAGUAUGAGUCUGAAACUGCAGCAAGUGAGGCUUUAAAAGAAAUGAAUGGUCAGUUAUUGGAUGGAAGAAGCGUGCGUGUUGAUUAUGCCCACAAAGGAUGAUUUUCACUCAUGCCACCGCAAGGCUAUAGUAGAGCGGAGCAUUGCCCUUUUGUUACGGUCAUUUCUUUCUUGCAUGAUAUCCGGGGGCGUCCAUUGUGGUUUAGUUCAAUGUAAUACCGUACUAUUCAAAAUUUACUCCCCGUCUCAAUGUAAACAGAGACCUCCAAUGUAGUAUUCAAAAGGCCUUAUUUGUUUAAUACUUCGUGUAAUAUAUUUGAAGGAUUUUCAUCCAUCGGAAACACACACACAUGUCGUGACUGUAUGAAAUGAAGAAUAACGAUAAUGAAUCGGAGAUCAAAAU
Molecule: messenger RNA, 734 nt
Organism: Cuscuta campestris
Lineage: Eukaryota; Viridiplantae; Streptophyta; Magnoliopsida; Solanales; Convolvulaceae
Source: the annotation of a GenBank genome assembly